AAUCCUGGAAUUCCCCUACUUUCACUUUCAUUUUCAGAGGUUGCUGCAGAUAGACGCAUUUUGCCGGAAAACGAAUCUGACAUGCCACCUCGAGAUUUUAACCAAAGAAAGACAACUUGAUUUGCUUUGAUUUGAGGGGUCACUCACUGCUGAACGAAAAUUAGGGACAUCGAUAUGAGACGAAACGUUAACAUUGUCGCCUAUGGGAAAACAAUUAGUGGACUGUACCCAUAUUAUGCACUGAGUGACUGGGAUUGUUUUCCGAGAGGAGCACCGACAGCAGCCAGUGUUUUACAGAUAGCCAUAUCUACACCAUUGUUCGACCUUAAUAUGGCUGACAAGGCACGGGAUUUCGCAUUUCGUGAUGCACCAGAUUUUAAACCAUGUGCGCGGAGUCCGACAGACUUGUACCACCAACUCGUUAUUUUGCCACCACCACAAAGAGUUAAGCUCCACCUACAUGAGUCACCGCAACUUCCUGUGUAACACUUUAGAACCUUGUCAGCGAUUCUCGAGGUUGCUGCAGAUAGACGCAUUUUGCCGGAAAACGAAUCUGACAUGCCACCUCGAGAUUUUAACCAAAGAAAGACAACUUGAUUUGCUUUGAUUUGAGGGGUCACUCACUGCUGAACGAAAAUUAGGGACAUCGCUAUGAGACGAAACGUUAACAUUGUCGCCUAUGGGAAAACAAUUAGUGGACUGUACCCAACUUUGGUCGUAUUUAC
Saccostrea cuccullata (small rock oyster) is the source of this 725-nucleotide messenger RNA. RefSeq lists its product as uncharacterized. The record is from RefSeq and is a predicted model, not a curated record. NCBI's taxonomy places the organism in Eukaryota, Metazoa, Mollusca, Bivalvia, Ostreida, Ostreidae. The transcript is spliced from 4 exons. Bases 175 to 486 code for a protein of 103 amino acids.